CAUAAUUUGAUUUAUGGGCAAUAAAUCGUUUAAUAAAAGCGAAACAUAUAGAAAACCAUUGUUUCCGUGCUGAUCCAAUAAGGUACCUACUCUAUAAAUAGGGUUACGGGACAACUUACACUAAAUUCUCCCACGGACAUAUUAAUGGAAAUUCAAUUUGCGUUGGUUUUGCUUGUUGUGUUGUUGAAGGUCGCUUAUAAAAGGUUCAAAAUGGAUCAAGGUAUGGAAAUUGGCAACGAGCACCAGUUGUGGGUUAACCUUAGCUCUUUAACCGAGGGAAAUAUCGGCGGAGUCCUCCCAAAACUCAUCCAAGAAAUGUUGGGUAACAUAGAAAAUGAAAAUGUCGAACAAGAACUAUUUGAAAUCACGCUUCCAAGCGAUGAUGAAUGGAGAAAUAAGAUGUAUCAAAAAUUAUUAUUAAAACAAAAACUUGCUAUGUCAAUGGACCAACAAAUUCCUGAAGAAAAAAUCGUAUUGCACGAAUGGAAUAUACUACCUAAUAAAAAUGAAAAGGUUUUUUGCGCACCCGAUGCUGAAAGAUUAGCGAAAAAAGUUAUUAAAACAGGCCCUGGACCAAUAACUUGGACGGUCAGUGAUAUCGCAAAAGCUUCCUGUUUAUUACAAACACCACCGCUUAAAAUAACAUUCCAAGAUGAACAAGAAAUGCGUAGGGUUUACACAUUAAUCUACGACGUUUUUAGAUAUAAAUCAGUGUUACAUCAAACUUUAAUGGAUACAGCUUUUUUCUUUAUAUUCCCCGAACUUAUGAACGAUCAAGCUAGAGUGUAUUUAUUACUUUACGAUAUGUACCAUAGAAGUUUUAAAAAACGCGAAGUUCAAAAUCAAGCUGUAGCGAACAAAAUGUUUGCCGAAUGUGGUUUAUCAAAAGUCGAAGAGUAUUUAUGGAAACAAAGAGUGAAAUUGGCUGCGGCUAUCGCGCGCUUACGCAUCGAAAAAAGUGCUUUAAGAUUAAACGAGUUAUUACCCGGUCAUCUUCGGGAUGAAAAAACAACCAUUUUUGAUACAUCUCCGGUUACUUGUUGGGUUAAUUUGAAAAAAUUAAAAAAUAAGAAGGAAUUAAAUGUCGAACUUAUUUCGAAUCUGGGAUUAACGGAAAUCGAUAACGAUUUAACGCCGGGACCUGGCCAUUACAAAUGGGAUCCUCAUUGUCCUCAUUUUUUAGUUUUACACCCUACAGUAAGGUCCAAGUUAGCUCAAAGCACUUUAGUGAAAAAACAUAAAUUAAUUGUUCAGAGUAAAUCAUUUUGUGUUGGUCCCGCAACAUUUGGAAAAAUAAUUUCAGAUCUUCAAUUAACCGGAAGCGUAGUACAAACCCACGUAAACUCCCCAAGAACGGUAGCUUAUUUGGCAACUCUUCUCUCCCAAAACGGGAAUAUCAAAAAAUUGAUGGCUUUUAGCGCAGGUAACAGAAAGAAAGAGUACGAGACGUAUUUUCACGACCUCGGGAUGAAAAAUAUCGUCAUUUAUUCGGAAAAAUUAAUCGACGUGGCACCGGAUGCUAAUUAUUUAGAGGAAGUUAUCGCCGUUUUUGCUACGCCUCCAAAUAGUUAUUCUGCGGUUACCGAUCCGAUUGAUCUUGUUUGCGGACGAGGAGGCGAUUUAUCGGUUUUAGAAAUUCUUACGGAAGCUGAAGAAACUAAACAAACCAAACAAAGAGUUACUAAUAUUUUAGAAGAACAGAAAAAAACGUUACGAUUCGCCAUGUCACGACCACAAAUCCAAUUCGUUUUGUAUGAAACUCACUCUGAAAUCGAUGCUGAAAAUAACGCGAUGGUUGAUAAAGCUAUGAAAGAAGUAAACAAAUUAGCUUUAAUACACCACGCUUCUUUACAAGGAAAAAUAAAAGCUCAAUCAGUUGAUGCUGCCAGCAUACAAGAUAUAACUCUUGUUGAUCAAACCUCUUUAUUAAAUAAAAAUUUAUUGGAAGCCCCUUCCGAUGUCUCUUUAAUAUCGAGAAUGUCAGCUGAAGAAAGUGAUAGUGAAGAAAGAUUGAGAAACGUCGUUGUUCCCGAUUGUGAUGUUUUUACAACUGCUGAUGUCCCACCUCUUUGCCCUAAUAUUAAAGAGCAAUGUACUAACAUCUCAAGGGAAGGAUGCUUUUUAGCUUUAAUGCAACGAAAAACCGUAACAAAUAUGGAUAAUAAAUAUAUGAUAGAAAUGGCUGAAUCUCGGGGAUUAUUUGGAAAAGCUAAUCCUGAUAAAAAAACUUCUAAAGGAGCUAAAACGAAAAAACCUGUUGAAGCUGUUAGUUCACCCACAAAUAAACCUAAAAAGAAAGUUAAACAGAUUGAGAUCGAACGUAUUGCUGCACCUACAUUAGCAUCGAUUCAACAUUCAAAAGCAUGUACGUUUUCAACUUGUCAACAUUGUAUGAGACAUUCAAAAGAUUUGUGGGAAUGUAAUUAUCCGACGAAGAGACCGUCGACAACAUCAACACCCGCGAAGCAAUGGUGGUCAGAAACGACUCGCCACUUAACCAAUUUACGCACGAGUUUAGUAAAACAGAAAGUUUUGCCACCGAAACAAAUACCCCAGAAGCAACAAUCAGCGACGAGCACAACUAGCAAAGCGAUCGCAAACACUUUUAUUCAUACAACGCAAAGGAUCGAUGAAAUCGUUGCUAAAACUUCAAAGAGUUCUUGUGCGAUUCCGUUGUAUCCGAAAUUAAGAUUAACUCGAAAACCGAACAGAAAGGAUAAGGUUCCGUGUCCGAUGACGGUUACUUUUGUUAAAUUUAACGGAACCGGACAUAGAGCUCUUAAACUGAAUUGUUAACAACAAAAUUUAAUUAGAGCAUCAAAAACUAAUUUAAUAAAAAAACUGUGAUUAAAAAGAUUGGUUUGGGUGUGUAAAGGGAAUGUAUAUUUUUUAUAUUUAAAUAAAAUUAUGAUGUGUA
Messenger RNA from Onthophagus taurus, 2917 nucleotides. RefSeq names its product putative methyltransferase NSUN7. The record is from RefSeq and is a predicted model, not a curated record. Lineage: Eukaryota; Metazoa; Arthropoda; Insecta; Coleoptera; Scarabaeidae.